This is a messenger RNA of Belonocnema kinseyi, 1112 nucleotides long. RefSeq names its product E3 ubiquitin-protein ligase RNF170. The record is from RefSeq and is a predicted model, not a curated record. Gene Ontology annotation, molecular function: ubiquitin protein ligase activity; metal ion binding. The coding region runs from base 203 to 973 and encodes 256 amino acids. The transcript is spliced from 5 exons. NCBI's taxonomy places the organism in Eukaryota, Metazoa, Arthropoda, Insecta, Hymenoptera, Cynipidae.
AGCCGCCUUGUCAAGAUUCAUACACAUCUGAACUGGGGAAAAUUUCCCAUAUUAAGUGACAGCUAAUUUUAACCCUAUAUAUUUAAUUUGCAACGAGCCACUUUUUCUUUUUCUAUUGAAAUUAUUUGUCUUUUGAUAAACGUUGAAAGGAAAAUAUUGGGAAAUAAUGAGUUCAACUUUAUAUUAAAGUCACGAGCGACAGAUGAACUUAUCAGACUACUCGAGUACGAAGGUCCUCAUGAUGAUGAUACCUCAAGGCGAAAUUCCUCUCGUUUGGAAGGGAUAUGCGACUAAAAUUUCCAUUCUGGCAUUCGCUUUGGGUUCCUACUUCCUGAUUUUCCGAAAUAGGAAAUUCCCAUCCUUGCAAAAUUGGUUUCGAAAAUCGAAAAAAAGUGAUCCAAAUGAAAAUAAAAUUUCGAGGGAAAAAAUACUGAGGAAGAACUUAUUGGCCUACAAUCAUGAAUUAUGUCCAAUUUGUCUGGGAACUCCAAAAUUUGGUGUAAAGGCAGUUUGUGGUCAUUUACUUUGUGCGACUUGUUUGGCAAGUUAUUGUGAGGCCAGGGAAGUAUCUGCCCCUCCACCAUGUCCACUUUGUAGGGCACCUUUGGACACAGUCACCCUGGCGACCGAACAGCAGGGUUCGACUCUUUCAUUAACAGAAUUUGCAAAGGCGGAUAUAAAUUCAUCCGAGAAGACCCUCGCCUGGAUUCGUGAAUAUAAUCAUAAUCGGGGACAAAUUGCAUAUAGAAAAUUUAGUUACUCCAAAUUUUUCAAUCGAAGAACUGCCCUCUUCGUUAAUUUCUUGACUCUCUGUCUAGUUAUAGCUUUAAUCGAAACUAGAGUUCAGGCAUUGCCGUGGGUCGACUGGGUGACUUAUGGUUCAUUUUUGGGAAUAACACUGAGCAUCUUGACUAUAAUAACAUUGGUCAUAUGUGUUUGGUUGAAAUACCAAAAUCAAGUCACUCUCAACUAGAAGAAUAAUUUUAAAAAGUAGCAUUUUCUAAAGAAAAAUAAAAAAAAUUUACACUCGACAACCUACACUUUUGAAAUUGUAACCAUACUCUUAAUUUUAUAUUAAAAUUCUAUUUUAAAUCUCCACGUGAAUUAUUUUC